AUCGAAUUGCUGACCGCAUCAUGGCCAAUGAAAAUCCACCUCGAUCACUGCUAGUUGGACGCUUGUCGAAUCUCCAAGAAUUAUGGGAAAGAUGCAGGGCGAAUCACACAUUGUUGCUGUCGAAUUCGCUUCCUGAAGCCGAUGUGGAUGACCAGGAGGGGCCAGACCCAGAUACUUACGAUCCGGAUUCUUUCGCCAGGAUGGAGGAAAACUACGAAGAGGUAAUAGACUACAUUUUAUCACGCAUCCCGGAUACGGAGCCUGGUUCGACGUCUCAUGGUAAUGAAGCUAAACAGAUUAUCAAUAGACAAAUUGCGCCUGCACUCAAGCUUCCCAGCAUUUCGAUUCCGGUCUUUUCGGAAUCUGAAGGAUCGGACGUCAGAAAGCUUGAAAGUCCCUCUUGACUUCUAACAAUGUCGUAAGACGAAAGGUCCAAAGACCGGCACGAAGGCAAGUUGUAAUUUAUCAACGUUGUAAUUUUUCAAAUGAUUUCACAAGCAUUUCAAAGAUCUCACAAGGAUUGCACAAAGAUUUUAAAGAUUUCAAAAUAAUGUCCAGGAUUUUAAAGUUUUCACAAGGAUUUCAAACAUCUCACAAGGAUUUCAUAAAGGCGCGUAAAUCAGAUUUCAAACGAUUUUAUAAAGAUUA
Molecule: messenger RNA, 648 nt
Organism: Belonocnema kinseyi
Lineage: Eukaryota; Metazoa; Arthropoda; Insecta; Hymenoptera; Cynipidae
Exons: 3
Coding region: 21-404 (127 amino acids)
Source: RefSeq, a predicted model, not a curated record